AUGGCUGGCUGGUUGAGGCGGAGUCUAAGCCAUCCGUCAUGCAGCCUUAAGCUUGUCGUAUAUCGUAGGUUCUUGUUUUGGAUGAAGGUAAAUCUAGCCAGAGGUCUCCCGGAGGCGUCUUACACCGUGGCAUGGACAAGCAUGCUCUCACCCGUUUGGCCAGGAGCUGAAGCUCUUGAUUGCAUCAACCGGUACUUUGGCCUCACCGACUACUCUCCUCUGAUCACCGAUGGGCCUCAGAAAAAGCCAGACUCGACUCUGACAUACGCUCGACAGCGAUCCAGGGGUGAAGAAUUCGCGGAGAUCCGCGAUGCCAUAUUCUAUCUGCUCAAGGGCCAUCUAUGUAUUCAGAUCGAAUUUUGGGUUUCUUCCGCAUCGAGAUGUUCGAUGAUUAAGCACAAUCGACGAGGAACCACAUGUUGGCAUCCGGCCUACAUGAAUUGGAAGGAUCUUGCGUCUUCUCAACCCUUUACCCGAGCACUGAGCAGCGGGAUCACGUACAGUCUCUGCUUGUGUCGAGGGAAAUACUUACACUCGAGACCACCGAUGGAGGGCAUGUGCCAGCAUCCUCCUUGGAGACAAGCACACAUAGCUGUUGACAGCUCAGAUGAGAACAAUCUUACCGUCAUGUUCGUUUCAACCGCCGUGAUCAUCCCUUUCCGAGUCAGCGACGGGCAAGAUGAUUCAUCGGCACAAGAGCACGAGGCAUCCGUACUGCCAGACAUUUUUGCCGAGUCAGACAAACUCUUGAGCCCAGAUGCCUGCUGCAGAACGCCUACUCCCCCCAGCCCGCAGGACACGGGAGUUCUAUCAGAUCCAUAUGAAAAGAGACAUGGCUGGCAUUCAUUUUUGUUUGAGACAAGCUGCAACCAGGUCUCUCACCGGCGCUGGCUGAGCUUCCGGCCGUUGGAGGAUGAUAAAAGCACCGAGACGAAAAUAGUAUGUGCCGUUCAAUUAUGCGUACUGUCACCGCUUGGAAGCAUCGUGGACCGAAGGCUGAAAGAGAACAGUCGUUCACUCUCCAAGGCACGUGGACAGAUCGGAAACGCCGGAUCUGCCGCCACGCCGGCGAUGGCCUCGGGACAAUCAUCGUCGACCACGCGGACGGCCCGUGAUAAUCGAACUCAAGAGAACAAUCACAGAAAGGCGAGAGUCCCCCGGGGGUUCGUAUUCAAGAUCGAGCCGUCGUCGAACACUGGAAAAAGAAGCGGUGAACAGCGAUGCGUGUUUCUAGACUCUAUAGAGUUGAGACAGAGUUGCCCGUCAAUGGCGUCGGCGACGGGAAGAAUGGUUCGUCACCUCAUCAUCGUCUUUGAUGGACGCGUUCGAUCUCAAAAUGAGGCUCGAUGGAAUCUGAGCUUGACUAGAGAACGCAUAUCCGUAGAUGCAUUGCGCCUCCUGCAAGGCCUGUAUUGCUGCAAGUCAUUCCUUUUAGAAUCAUCUAUUAUCCGCGGCCAAAUUUUUGGUAUCUCGGCACGCCCGGUCUUGUGUCGUCAAACUCGUGACGGGUCAGUAGCAUUAGGCGCAGCGAUCCGUCGGACAGUAAAACCAAGAUGUGUCCGGUCCCUUGCAGUAACUCUGCAGCAUCUCCCCUUCCUAGCAGGGCCGGACCACGAUGACGACCAGAGCGGUGAAUUGGUGUUCCUGCACACCAUCAUUGUUGGGUUAUCCACCCUCCAAGCCGCAAAGUGGUCAGCCGAUGGCCACAAAGUCCGCUAA
This is a messenger RNA of Colletotrichum lupini, 1719 nucleotides long. RefSeq lists its product as uncharacterized. The transcript has 14 exons. Lineage: Eukaryota; Fungi; Ascomycota; Sordariomycetes; Glomerellales; Glomerellaceae. The coding region runs from base 1 to 1719 and encodes 572 amino acids. The record is from RefSeq and is a predicted model, not a curated record.